AUGGAGGUUGCUGAGGCAUCGGCGCAGCCUUCGAACGUGCAUUCGAAAUAUGAUAUUGUAUCGCAGCAAAGUGAUACUCAAGAUGGUGAACAACCUGCUAGGCGUAACUCCGCGGCUCAGGCUACAGACGGUCAAGGUAAUUUCGAAGUUGGUGGGAAUGGGAGUGGCGAGAGCUAUAUCCCUUGUAAGUCCAACGGAUCUUUUCGUGGAGGCAUGAACUGGCCGGAUAGAGGUUCAGUAUGUUCUCCGAGGCCGUCUCGUGAGCCUGAUGCUUUCGCAAAUUCUUUGAGGAAGUACCCGAAUGUUUCACCAGAAAGGUCGACAGAGGUGGUGGAGAGGCUUAUCAACUACACGCAGGCCAAGCAUUUAGCAAAGAGUUACCAAAGCCGCAAUUCAUCACCGUCACACCAAGGAAUAGAAUACAAUAUACCCAGUCAAGAUAUUCUUGAUCGCGGUACAAAUCGAAGUUACCAUAGAAGCUUUAGUUACCUGAAAAGUUGCGAUCGUAAUAUAAACGCUGGAACUAAAGUAAGAAGCAGUUUAGAAGAAUCACCAACAAGAGAUAUUAGGCCAAUGAGUGGCUAUAACGAUCGUGAUUACGCUGAUAGAAGAUUGAGAAAUUCUGACCUAAAAUAUGGCAUAAAUAUGUCUAACAGAGUAAGGACUGCCUAA
Diatraea saccharalis (sugarcane borer) is the source of this 672-nucleotide messenger RNA. Lineage: Eukaryota; Metazoa; Arthropoda; Insecta; Lepidoptera; Crambidae. The record is from the annotation of a GenBank genome assembly.